Messenger RNA from Vitrella brassicaformis, 1853 nucleotides. The record is from the annotation of a GenBank genome assembly. NCBI's taxonomy places the organism in Eukaryota, Vitrellaceae.
CUGAGUGUCACGGCGAUGCAGCCCAGCCGUCCCUCCAACGCCGGCCGCGGGCGUGGUGACGCCGAGGCCUCGGCUCGGCCGCCCCGCUACAUCUUGAAGCAGCUUCUCGGGUCGGGCACCUUUGGCAAGUGUUACGUUGCCACGGACACAUCAACGAACGAGCUGGUGGCCAUCAAGAAGAGACCCAAGUGAGCGAAUGCUAUGCGUGACGGCGAGACACACGCCAUCACAUGUCUUUGUGCACUGGCACAGGUGGGGCGGUGGUGUGAGCCGCGAGCAGGUGAUGCUUGAGCUUGUCAAGGGGCUGCCCCACUGUGUGCAGAUGAAGGGAGUGGUCUACACGCACUCACCGCGGCAGAUACUCACGCAGCACAUCGUCAUGCAAUACGUGCCCCGUGCGUACUGACACGCACAUGAUGGAGGCAGGAGACAGACACAUACCCUUCUGUCUCUUUAUCUUCUUUGUAUGUGGAUUGUUCAGCGACGUUGGGGCAGCUGAUCCGUCGGCACCGUGCCGAGAGGAGGCCUCUGCCGGCUGACCUCACCCGCUCCAUCGCAAGACAGCUCGUCGCCGCACUGCACGCCCUACACCAACAGAACAUCGCACACGUCAGUUCAGUGGGGGACAGACACAUCGAUACAUACACGACAGACAUGUGGAUCCAUAUACCGUCGGUGUCGGUCAGCGUGACAUGAAGCCCGAGAACAUUCUGUUUGACCCCAAGACCCGCGACAUCUUCAUCUGUGACCUCGGUCAGUCACCCAAAACGCACACACACAGCGAGAGAGACACAAUCGAGUGCGUCUGUCUAUCUGUAUUGUGUGCUGCACGAACAGGCUGUGCCAAGUCUCUGUCGGACUCGCCACACCACAUGCCGUACAUCUGCUCGCGGCCAUACAGAGCGGUCAGCAGACAACGACUUACUUGCCGCCAACCAUCGCCACCAACGUCUCACAUCUAUCUAUCUGUGUGUCUGCGUGUGUCAGCCCGAGCUCUUGUUUGGGUCGAUGAGCUACAACGAGUCUGUCGACGUGUGGUCAACGGGCUGUAUCCUCGCAGAGAUGCUCGUAUGUCUACACACACACACAAGUCCGCACCGCCCCUCUACAUGUCUCUGUGUGUUUGUGUGUGUGUCGUCCCAUCAGUUGCUGUCACCGCUGUUCGUCGGCCGGAAGCCGCCCCAACCCCAACACGACAACAAGGACAACAAGGACAACCAGGACACCAAGGAGAGAGACGACGGCCGCCACAAACUCAAACGGAACAGAAUGGAGGGACCCCAAGGUGAGAUCAAUCGACCAGCCACACAUCCAUGACUCACACACACACACAUCAGUCAGCCACUGUGUGCAUGGAUGUCACAGCUGGUGACGACGAGCCGUACCAGAUCCUGCGCAUCUGCCAAGUGCUGGGCACGCCGACAAGAGCUGAGACGGAGGAGCUGACGGCCUCGGCGGGCGAACUCAUCAAAUCCCUCGAGCUGCCCGCGGUGUUUGCGUCUGAGCGGCUGGCGGCCACCGACCUGCGACGCGUGCUGGCACCGCUCGUGCCGCCGGGGUACGUGUGUGCACAUCCAUAUAAUAUGUGUGUGCUCUCUGUGUCACCAUCAUCGUCAUCGAGGGCGUGUGUGUUCAGUGAGGAGGGGCUGCUCGAUCUCAUCCACCGAUGCGUCAAGUGAGUGACCAUGCCAUCAUAAGCCAGCAUGUCUCUGUCUGUCUGUCUGUUCACGUUUCCAUGCAGGUGGUCUCCGUCUGCCCGGCUGACCGCCGCAGAAAUGACCCAACACUCAUACGUCAACGGAGGCUGAGAUGACUGCAGUGCAAUGCAUGGAUGGACGCACAAGUGAGUGGAG